GCUGCAGGUGUGGCCCUAAAGAGAUAAAUAAAUAAAUAAACAAACCACAGGAGGAUUGGUGGGUACCUCUGGGAUUCCAGCCUUAGGGAGUGCUUUCCCCUGCCAGGCCACGUGCAGGCUGUGGAGACGGUCUCACCUCCUUGGCUGUACAUUAAAUCCUAUUAGCCCACUUAGGCUAAUCUUGCCCAGAUCCCCCCACUUCACCUAGACAGAAUUCCAAGCUGGGUACCUAGACUAAGUGCUGAGCUUGCAGUGAACGCCCAGCCAGGACCGAAGGUGGGCAGAAAUGAGGUGCAGAAGCAACUGCUACUGCUCCGGAAUUAGCAAGAGCUCGGCGGGGUGCACUUGGUUACGGACUAGUGAUCAUUAGUCGGGGAGCCCAGAGGGGGUGGCGGGAGCAGGGGUAAAAGGAGAAGACACUGGCGCACAGAGGAGAGCCCCGCAGGUUUUCCCAAACGAACGCGCUCACUGAGGGUCCCAGAGGAGCCGGAAGGGGCCGCGGCGGCGAUGGGAGGGUCCGAGAGGUGGGGGCGGGGAACUAGGGGGCUGCGCUCCCUCGGCUCCGGAGGCUAUUGAUCCCGGAGCUCGGCCCCCUCUGGGCACGCACCGAGCUAGGUGCACCCAGCGGGUACCCCUUAAGCCUCAGCGCCCAGGAAGGAGGAAGGGGGAAGGGGCGGGUCGGGCAAGGAGCGGAGCGGGGAGAGGCCGGACGGACCGCCCGACUUCCUCCUUGGGUCCCUCCCUCCAGCGCUCUCGGCCAAGCUCCGGCAGAGUGGGGCUGGUGUCGGACUGCUGUGUCGGGGGGCGGAGGGGCUAGCGUCCGCGGCAGCCCACGUGACCCCGUUUCCCACCCCAUUCCAGCCCCCGGGUCCGAAGGCGGGGGCCCGCCGAUCCACCCCGGGCGGAUUAGGGGCGGGGCCGCCUCUCGCAAGUCGCGUAGAGCCACCUGAGCCGGAGCCCGGAGGACGCCGUCGCUCCCUGCUGUUCGAGUCCCGCGCGCCGCGAUGGGUCGGGGGAGCCGGCCGGCCGCCCAGCUGGGUGCGCUGCUGCGCGCGUUGCUGCUGGUCGUGUUGCUGCUGCUUCUGCUACCGCCGCCUCCGACUCGGGCGCUCGCCCCUCGAAUCAGCCUGCCUCUGGGCUCUGAAAAGCGGCCAUUUCUCAGAUUUGAAGUUGAAAACAUCUCCAACUACACGGCCCUUCUACUGAGCAGAGAUGGCAGGACACUGUACGUGGGGGCCCGAGAGGCCCUUUUUGCCCUCAACAGCAGCGUCAGCUUCCUGCCAGGCGGGGGCUACCAGCAGCUCCUGUGGAGCGCAGACGCGGAGAGGAAACAGCAGUGCAGCUUCAAGGGCAAGGACCCACAGCGGGACUGUCAAAACUACAUCAAGAUCCUCCUGCCUCUCAACAGCAGCCACCUCUUCACCUGUGGCACAGCGGCCUUCAGCCCCGUGUGCACCUACAUUAAUGUGGAGAACUUCACUCUGGCCCAGGAUGAGGCAGGGAACAGCCUCCUGGAGGAUGGCAAGGGCCGCUGUCCCUUUGACCCCAAUUUUAAGUCCACGGCCCUGGUGGUUGAUGGCGAGUUGUACUCUGGAACCGUCAGCAGCUUCCAGGGGAAUGACCCGGCCAUCUCCCGGAGCCAAAGCCUCCGCCCCACCAAGACCGAGAGCUCCCUCAACUGGCUACAAGACCCAGCAUUCGUGGCCUCAGCCUAUAUUCCUGAGAGCCUGGGCAGCUUGCAAGGGGACGACGACAAGAUCUACUUCUUCUUCAGCGAGACCGGCCAGGAGUUUGAGUUCUUUGAGAAUACCAUUGUGUCUCGCAUCGCCCGUGUGUGCAAGGGCGACGAGGGGGGCGAGCGGGUCCUGCAGCAGCGCUGGACCUCCUUCCUGAAGGCCCAGCUGCUGUGCUCGCGGCCUGACGAUGGCUUCCCGUUCAAUGUGCUGCAAGACGUCUUCACGCUGAGCCCCAGCCCCCAGGACUGGCAGGACACCCUCUUCUACGGGGUCUUCACAUCCCAGUGGCACAGGGGGACCACAGAGGGCUCUGCCAUCUGUGUCUUCACCAUGAGGGAUGUACAGAGGGUCUUCAACGGGCUCUACAAGGAGGUGAACCGCGAGACGCAGCAGUGGUACACCGUGACCCACCCGGUGCCCUCGCCUCGGCCCGGCGCGUGUAUCACCAACAGUGCCCGGGAAAGGAAGAUCACCUCGUCCCUGCAGCUCCCCGACCGUGUGCUGAACUUCCUCAAGGACCACUUCCUGAUGGACGGGCAGGUCCGCAGCCACCUUCUGCUCCUGCAGCCCCGGGCCCGCUACCAGCGUGUGGUCGUCCACCGCAUCCCUGGCCUGCACCGUACCUAUGAUGUCCUCUUCCUGGGCACCAGUGACGGCUGGCUGCACAAGGCGGUGAGCGUGGGCUCCAGCGUGCACAUCAUCGAGGAGCUGCAGAUCUUCUCGCCAGGACAGCCUGUGCAGAACCUGCUCCUGGACCCCGACAGGGGGCUGCUGUAUGCUGCCUCGCACUCAGGCGUGGUCCAGGUGCCUGUGGCCAACUGCAGCCUGUAUCAGAGCUGUGGGGACUGUCUCCUCGCCCGGGACCCAUACUGCGCUUGGAGCGGCUCCAGCUGCAGCCACAUCAGCCUCUACCAGCCUGAGGUGGCCUCCAGGCCUUGGAUCCAGGACAUUGAAGGGUCCAAUGCCAGGGACCUCUGCAACACUUCCUUGGUCAGAGGCCGGUCUUCUGGACCAAGAGGCGAGAAGCCAUGUGAGCAGGUCCAGUUCAAGCCCAAUACAGUGAACACCUUGGCCUGCCCUCUCCUCUCCAACCUGGCAACCCGGCUCUGGCUGCACAACGGGGCCCCCGUCAAUGCCUCGGCCUCCUGCCGUGUGCUGUCCACGGGGGACCUGCUGCUGGUGGGCAGCCAGCAAGAGCUGGGCUUGUUCCAGUGCUGGUCGCUGGAGGAGGGCUUCCAGCAACUGGAGGCCAGCUACUGCCCGAAGGUGCUGGAGGACGUGAUGGCAGACCAGGCAGACCGGAGCAGCGGCGUGCCUGUCAUCAUCAACACGUCGCGGGUGAGCGCGCCGGCUGGGGGCAGGGCCAGCUGGGGUGUGGACAAGACCUACUGGACCGAGUUCCUGGUGAUGUGCGCACUGUUCGUGUUCGCCAUGGUAUUCCUCAUUUUAUUCUUCCUCUACCGGCACCGGGGCGGGAUGAAAGUCUUCCUGAAGCAGGGCGAGUGUGCCAGCGUGCACCCCAAGGCCCGUCCUGUGGCGCUGCCACCUGAGACCCGGCCGCUCAACGGCGUGGGCCCUCCUAGCACUCCACUCGACCACCGAGGCUACCAGGCCCUGUCGGACAGCUCCCCGGGACCCCGGGUCUUCACGGAGUCAGAGAAGAGGCCACUCAGCAUCCAGGACAGCUUUGUGGAGGUGUCCCCAGUGUGUCCCCGGCCCCGGGUCCGCCUGGGUUCUGAGAUCCGGGACUCUGUGGUGUGACAACAGACUUCUAGAGGCGGCCUCCCUCCAGAGGCCAGGAGGGCUCAGAGGGGGUCGGCUGGGCCUCUGCUCCUCGUGGGACACAGCUGUGGUGUCCAGCCCUGGGAACCAUGGAGCCAGCCAGCCUGCUGCCAAGUGGCCAGGCCCCCACGGUCCCAGAUGGCCAUGGCCCCACAGGUCCUGGCUGGAGAUGGGGGCCUGCCCCAGCGGGCGGAACAGUGCUCCUUAUGUAAACUGAGCCUUUUGUUUAAAAAUUUGAAAAUGUGAAGAGAAGGCUACUUAUGGAGCCAGCCCCGGUCAUGGCUCCUCGGCCUUGUGCUGUUGGGACCAUCCAAGGUGACUGUUAGAAAUCCCUCCCCCACUGGCCUCUUCCACCUCCCGCCUCCCUCUGCUGCCACGGGGCUCACUGCAGAGCCGGCCGUGUUGUGGCAGCCAUCAUCCUGUCACCUCAGGGACCAGAGGGCCACACUGGUACUGCAGCCCUCACAAGGCCCCGGCUUUGGACUCACCUCCUGGACCCCUCCGGCCUGUAUCAGGCUGUGGCCACACGAGGGAGGGCUGCGUGGGCCCAGGAGAGAGUGUAUGACAGUGACCACCUUCCCUCGGAAAUGGAGGAGAGACUGCCAACUUCCUGUCUCCAUCCCAGCCUGCAAGCCUGUGUGUCACUCCCCGCCCCCUCCCCGGCCUCAUCUGCAGACCCAGCCUCUGGUUCACCCCACACCCUGCCAGCCUCCAUUCUAGGUGAUUUUGAUACUCCCAGCACUGGGGUGCUGACUUUGUAUGGGUUUUAUAAUUUUUUUUAAAUAAAAUGCACUUUACUUUUUUUUUUUUUAAUAAAAUCUGAAGAAUUUCAUUUGAA
Molecule: messenger RNA, 4356 nt
Organism: Sus scrofa (pig)
Lineage: Eukaryota; Metazoa; Chordata; Mammalia; Artiodactyla; Suidae
Source: RefSeq, a predicted model, not a curated record